AUGUAUAUUAUAACAAAUACUGAGGACAGGAAAAAUGAGAACACGCAAAACGCAUCGUCAUCAUCAGAAGAGGAGUACUACUGCUUGAAAACAAUACUUAUAUCCAGUACUCCAGAGUCCAUGCAGCACAGUUUCGAGAGUUUAACUCCUGAUAUUGGCAGCCGUGAGCCGGCCGAGCCUCCUCCUGACCGUCCACGAACUAACUUCUACUUCUUACUUCUUCAACACUUGCCGCCUAGACACCUUCUUCGAGUAGGGCUAUAA
Molecule: messenger RNA, 264 nt
Organism: Pieris macdunnoughi
Lineage: Eukaryota; Metazoa; Arthropoda; Insecta; Lepidoptera; Pieridae
Source: the annotation of a GenBank genome assembly